Molecule: messenger RNA, 2052 nt
Organism: Marchantia polymorpha subsp. ruderalis
Lineage: Eukaryota; Viridiplantae; Streptophyta; Marchantiopsida; Marchantiales; Marchantiaceae
Source: the annotation of a GenBank genome assembly
GGGCGUUCAGAAUCGCGAUUCGUCGUAAGUGUCGGGAAAUCGGGUCUGAAUGUCGAGGCAGUGCAGCGGACGCGUUUCGAUCGAGAGGGCGGACGAGGUCCGGCUGUGAAGGAGGAGGAGGAAGCGCAGGAGGAGCGAAGAAAUCAUGGUGGCAGUUGUGCGUGUGCGUUUGAGCGGAUGGCGAUGACGAUGGGGUCGUGAGGGAAUAGGGUUCGCGAGGGCGUGGACGAGCGCGUAGGAUUUGUGGAGUCGGGUCUGCGGAAGACGGCGAAGGCGCGUCGGCAAGAUGUAUAAUGGGAUAGGGCUCCAGACUCCUCGAGGAUCGGGUACCAAUGGGUACAUUCAGACGAACAAGUUUUUCGUGAAAUCGAGGCCUCUGAAGUCGGAGGCGCGGGAAUUUCAAAAUGGCCAGGGUCAGGGAGGGGUGUCGCGGAAGGCGAAUAAGGAAAUUUUGGAGCACGAUCGGAAGAGGCAGAUCGAGCUCAAGCUCACGCAGCUCGAGGAUGAAUUGCUUGAGCAGGGAUUUUCUCUCGAGGAUGUUGCCGAGAGGGUUGAAUCUUCCAGAAAAGUUCUUGAGUCUUUCAGCUCCGAGAAUGAUACCACUACUACCUCGACAAGGGUGUCCGACACACAGACUCACCAAAUCGCUGCACGAAAGGAAAAGCAAUUGGACGUUAUGAAAGCCGCCCUAGGUCUUGACGAUAUCAAGGAAGGCGAAGCGUUUGAUCGGGAAUUGCAGGAGCAGCGAAAACAAGAACGAGUAAUCGCUCGAGAAGAUAAAGAAAGGGAACGGAAGGAGAAGCUACUCGAGCUGGAGAAAGAGGAACGGCGGAAGGAGAAAGAGGCCAAGAAGAAGGAGAAGGAAGAAGCGAAACAGAAGAAACGGGAAGAGAGGGAACGAAGGGAAGCCGAGGAACUGGCCAAAGAGAAGGCUGAAGAGGAAAGGAAAGCGGCCAAAAGGAGGAAAAGAGAAGAGGAGAGAGCAGAACAGGAGCGCCUUGAACAAGCUAAAGAAGAGGAAAGGAGGGCAGAGAGGGAGCGCAGAAGGGAUGAGGAGGAACGCAAAUAUGAGAAGGAGCGGCGGAGAGAUUGGAGGGAAGAAGAUGAGAGGAAAUCCGGAAGAAGCCGCAGAAGGGAGCACAGAGACGAGGAAGAUGAGGAUGAGCGGAGACACGCGAAGAGUAGGCGGAGGAAGUCUAGAGAUGAAGAGGAGUUGAGGUCGUCGAGGGACCGCAAAAGAGAUGUUAGAGACGAGGAUGAGCCCAGGAAGUCUAGAGACGAAGAGGAAUCGAGGUCGUUGAGGGACCGCAAGAGGGAGGUUCGAGACGAGGAUGAGCCCAGGAAGUCUAGAGAUGAAGAGGAGUCCAGGCCGUUGAGGGACCGCAAGAGAGAGGUUAGAGACGAGGAUGAGCCCAGGCCAGGAAAGAGUCGGCGAAGAGACUCACGGGAUGAACACGAUGACGAUGAACCCAAGAGCCCAUAGGGAACUUGUAUAGCUUAAGGAUUUGUGAGUACAGCGGCUUGUUGAUGAGAAGGGUUUCAAAUUCUCGCGCGUUAGUUUAGGGCACAUUCGUAGUAGCGUAUGCUUCUGCAGAAGGUGCAUUGUUAUGUUUUCGAGUUGCAACUGUUGCAUUUUUUAAAUCAUGUACAUAGACUCUGCAUGAACACGUUGGGUUCCAUCUGUGACAUUCAUUUGUGAAGUUGUACAAGUUCGUAUACAUCUCAAGAUUUUCAACCUGCCAGCUUCGUUGUAUCCGUGAUCUCCCAGAGUUUGGUUCUGCAAUCAGUGGAUUCAGUUUCUUCGGAGUUAAAAUGGAUGUAGACAAGACAAUUCAACCGACCGUGUGAUCAUAUAAUAUCCACGGCAUUUAAAGGUGGACCGACACUACCUAUAUCCAUGUGAAGAUCAGCAGACGAAGGUGUGGAUCUCCAUCUUUGCUAUAACCGGCUGUGAGAAUCUGUACAGCUUACGAUACGUGUAUGCAGAACUGGGUACGAAGCUGCAAUCUUCACAAGGAUAUCAACUUAUGUCCGUAUUUGAAUAUUCUCUUU